AUGCAUCAUCCCAGGAAAGUUGAAACCAGCAGCAGUGGCAAGUUAAGUUCUGAUCAGCAGCAUUCCAGAAAAGUUGAAACUGACAGUAGCAAGUUAUGUUUAGAUUCUAGAAGCGACGAUGAUAGAAAUGAAGAAUUGAAGAAAGUGGUUUUGGAUCUGUCAAAAGAUGAUUUUCUGACCCAACUCAGAUGGAAAUCCUCAAGGAAGAGAAGACGUGGUCCUGAUGGUGGCGGAACGCCUGCAUCUGACCUGAAUAUCAACCAGAAGAACAAGAGCACCAAAAUGAGUCUUCUAAACAUCCCCGGACCAGAUGCCAGACUUCUGAUUUCUAAUGCGUUGAGCAUUGACCAUGACAACCGCAAGUACACGAGAGAUUUGCUGUUUGCAUCCUCUGCUGUACAGCCUUUAACAAGCUUAGUGAUGUCAAGAUGA
This is a messenger RNA of Linum trigynum, 432 nucleotides long. Lineage: Eukaryota; Viridiplantae; Streptophyta; Magnoliopsida; Malpighiales; Linaceae. The record is from the annotation of a GenBank genome assembly.